GUAGUCUGAUAGGCAUGUCACAUGACAUCACAUGACAUCACAUGCCAUGCAACUCUUUGAAACUCGUAACAGUGAGUUGGCGAUUUUACUUUUUUGUUGCUGAACUUUCAGUUUGUUGACACUCACCACGUGAGAUUCUGGGCCAACAUUCAACGGGGACUUAUCCAUGACGCCCAGAAAUAAAAGUGAUAUUUAGAUGGACAACACUGUCCAUUCCGGUCAGCCGUUGGCCAAGUCCAGAAUCAGGAGUGUAGUAGGAUACUCUUAUUUCUAACGGUUGUCUUUCGUCGACUAUUGUUUAUGUUUCAGCUUUUAGCGGAGUUUGCUCCAGCUACUUUGUUAUGAUGUUAUCUUCGAUGUCAAAUUUGAUCACGUCUUUCACGGUCGAUGUGCGAAGAGGCAACCGUUACAGCCACGUAGAUACACUGGGGCGGUAACCAAGAACAUUGACUGUAGUUUGGGACAAUCAUAGAAAACUUUGCACUGAAAGCUCGUUGUCAUCGAUUGUCAGUCUCAUCCAAUCAAAACGUGUCUCUGACUUCACUUCAUGCAUUUUCCAAACUUUGAAGACACCAAGUUCAUAUCUGACUGUUUGUAGCCCUGUAGCUUUCUUUCUAUUGACAGAUUGUACCCUACCGGCCGCCUCUUUAUUUCCACGCAUGGCAGUCAAUGUGAAAGUAAAUAGAAGCGCGUGGACUGGGUGUGAAACAAGGCUCGCGCUGGCCUCGUUCUAGUUUCACGGUUCAUUGGACGGCAAUCGAGAUUAUGAUAAUAUUUACGGCCCGAACGACAUUUAGGAUAUCUCUAUAAAUAGAUUGUGGCCUUCUUAAUAAUCCUAGCGAAGUUUACUUAGUCAUACAAAUAUAUGCAUGAAAAAUGUAUUAAAUUUUCUUGUGUAUUUUUAUAGAAAACAUGUAGUUUCGACAUUUUUCCGUGGACAAUCAAAGUUUUGAUAGUUGAUGUUCUUUAAUAGUUGAUGUUCAUGAUAAGUGAUGUUCAUCUCAUUCUGUCUACGUCGGUCAGUUAAGUGCUUGUCAAUGGCUUAUAAAUAAUAAUUUGAACUAAUCAUUUCGUAAUUUUCAACACAAAUCAUAGGAUUAAAUUUUUUUUUAAAAAUUAAAAAAAUUGAAACGGGAAGAGGGACAAAGUAUCCAUCAUGGUUCCACUCGUUGUGUCGUCCAGCAAGAAUAAUAAUUUUUACAACGAGGAAUUCACCGUCAAGCAUUUCAAUGCGUGUGGAGAAACACAGGACAGACAGAGCUCUUCAAUAGAAGAGCUCGCCACUCACCAGAGCUCUUCAAUAGAAGAGUUCGCCACUCACCAGAGCUCUUCAAUAGAAGAGUUCGCCACUCACCUGUCACUGUACGAUGAUCACAUUCAUUUCGUGGACCGAACAGCCUCCGUUACGUCACGUGUCAGUGAAGGAGAACUCGAGGUAGGAACAUGUAACGGAGUACAGUAGAUGGAACUGUGUCUGCGUCUGUCACCGUGUCUGUGUCUGCGUCUGUCACCUUGUCUGUGUCUGCGUCUGUCAACGUAAUCUGUGUCAAGAUGAUGCAAGUCAAAUUAAAACGUUUUAAAUGAAACGUCAUUUUAAAAAAUGGGUUUUUAAUUUUCAAUAAAAUAUUUUGUGACAACGUGAUUUUAGAUUGAGAACAAACAGGGCGGGCAGUCAAUAGCAACAGUAGCUGUAUCAAGGGCAGACAACCCAGAAUGUUUCGUAUGUAUCUUUUAUGGCGUAUUAACCGUUGGCGGACCGCGUGUUAUAUUAAAUUACCUCCCCCCCCCCCCCACCCCCUAAACAGGGCGGGCAGUCAAUAGCAACAGUAGCUGUAACAAGGGCAGACAACCCAGGAUGUUUCGUAUGUAUCUUUUAUGGCGUAUUAACCGUUGGCGGACCGCGUGUUAUAUUAAAUUACCUCCCCCCCCCCCACUGCCCCAAUUAAAAAUGCUGUAUAGAAAUGUUUAGCUAUUGUUAUUGCACAAAAUGAAAUACAAAAUGACAGAGUAAAAAAUGAAACUAAUGUGACGCCAUUUUUUACAUAAUAUUCUCUCACUCAUCUUUUUUUUUAAAUUCGCCUUUUUUGUCAUUGAAUGAAGAACGAAUAACUUUCUUUGUGAUUAAUCAGGAAAAUUUGAAGUUGCGGGCCACAUGCGGUCCACGGGCCGAGAGAUAUCCACCCCAGAGGGCUUAAGACGUUAACUCCUCUGCUGAUUUCAUAAUCGCUUAGAUUUAACAAAUGGGUUGAUAUUGGCCGUUUAAAUCACAGAAGGUAACACGUUGAUUGAUUGGACUAUUUCAGUCAAACUAAAACAAACAUUGUUUACACUUCACAAAAACCUACAUGUUUAUGGUCUCGUUCCCUUCUCUCUUUCUCUCCGUCUCUGACCUCUAUCGGUCUUCUCUCUCUCUCUAUCUGUCCCCUCUCUCUCUCUUUUCUCUCCUCUUUUCUCUCUGUCUGCUCUCUCUCUCUCUAACUUUUCUCUAAUCUCUCUUUUCUGUCUCUCCUCUCUGUCACUAUACUCUCCCCCCAUCUCUUAUCUCUCUCCUAUCUUUCUCACCUUUCUUUCUCCCCGAUCUCCCUCUCUUCUUCCCCCCCUCUCUCUCUCUAUCCCUCUCUCUCUACCCCCUCUCUUUAUCCACUCUCUCUCAUCUCUCUCUCAUCGCCCGCUCACUCUUCUCUUACUUCUCCCUUCCUCUCCUCUUUCUCUCUGCUUCUCUCUCUCCCUAUAUCAAUUCUAUCUCUUCUCUCACUCUCAUCUCUCCCCCUCUCUCCCUUCUCUUUCUGUCUCUCUCUCUCUUCUGAGCACUGUUAAGCAAUCUCUGUUCCAAUUUGAGCGCUGUUAAGCAAUCUCUGUCACAAUUUGAGCACUGUUAAGUAAUCUGUGUCACAAUUUGAGCACUGUUAAGCAAUCUCUGUCACAAUUUGAGCACUGUUAGGCAAUCUCUGUCACAAUUUGAGCACUGUUAAGCAAUCUCUGUCAAAAUUUGAGCACUGCUAAGCAAUCUUUGUCACAAUUUGAGCACUGUUAAGCAAUCUCUGUCACAAUUUGAACCAAUGUUCUGUCACAUUCCUCUUGCUGUCCUCUUGGAUACAACAUAGUGUUAAAUUUUAUCUUAUAUUGUUCGAUAGAGAGAAGGCAUCUUGCCGACACGUUCGGUGUUGUUUUUUUGUUUUUUUUGCUUUCUCCCCCCCCCCUCCCCCACCCCAACACAAAGAAAGUUUUCCCAUUAUUUUUUCGCUCAUCUAAUAUGAUCUAAUUUCCCACUUUGAACCAAAUCCACAAUUCCUGUUUGUCGUACUUGGUUCAAUUAUUAUUCUUUAAAAAGGAUCAUUUCCAAAACAAAACCUGACACCAUCGACUUGAACUGGGGCACAUCCUCAAAUCAGAAUGACUUUACACUGACGUCUUUUGGUUCCGCCAUCCCUCGGUGACACCCGGCCUUUUAACGUUGUAGCCGUCGUGAUCUGACAUGUCCCCCCUACUCUGUGACAUCAAUGUAAACUGUUACGUCCUGUGUAGACUUACUAUCGAAUGUCUCAUUCACUCUACGACUGGAUAUGUUGGGGUAAUCUCUUGGUCUCCGAUUUCACCAUUAAGUCAUUUCAACAGGUUGUAACGGGUGGGACAGAGCAUAGAUGCACCGCGUAGUUAAUGCUGGUCUAGAUCGGCUUAGGUUCUACCAGAAGAAACCACUAUGUCUACCAUAGUGUGUCUAUCAUAGUGUGUCUACCCCAGUGUGUCUACCCACUGUGUCUACCCUAGUGUGUCUAGCCCCGAUGUCUACCCAAUGUGUCUAGCCCAGGGUGUCUAGUCCGGUGUGUCUAGCCCGGUGUGUCUACCAAAUGUGUCUAGCCAAGUGUGACUACUCAGUGUGUCUGCCCCAAUGUGUCUACCAAAUUAGUCUACCACAAUAUGUACCAAUUUUGUUUAAUAAUAAUUCUUGAGUUAAGUUAAUUACUGUAAUUUCUUUUAUUUUUCACCAUAAAAAAAACAAAUUAUAAAUCAUUAUGAACUUUGACAUAUUUCAAUCAUUUUAUGUUUAACUGCGAUCAUCAAUUUAAUCUAUUCAAACAAUAAACAAAAAAGAGACAUUCAUCGCGUCCUGUGUAAUAUUAAUAAUUUAUAUCGUAAAAAAGCAUUACAAUCAUCCCAAUAAUUCAAACACAUCACAAUCCCAUCAACAGUACAACACACAUCACAAUCCCACCAACUAUACAACAUACAUCACAAUCCCACCAACAGUACAACACACAUCACAAUCCCACCAACAGUAAAACAUACAUCACAAUCCCAUCAACAGUACAACACACAUCACAAUCCCACCAACAGUACAAGACACAUCACAAUCCCACCAACAGUACAACACUCAUCACAAUCCCACCAACAGUACAACACACAUCACAAUACACAUCACAAUCCCACCAACAGUACAACACACAUCACAAUCCCACCAACAGUACAACACACAUCACACUCCCACCAACAGAACAACACACAUCACAAUCCCACCAACAGUACAACACACAUCACAAUCCCACCAACAGUACAAUAAACAUCACAAUCCCACCAACAGUACAACACAUAUCACAAUCCCAUCAACAGUACAACACACAUCACAAUCCCACCAACAGUACAAACAUAUCAGAACUCAACCAACAGUACAACAUACAUCACAAUCCCACCAACAGUACAACACACAUCACAAUCCCACCAACAGUACAACACACAUCACAAUCCCAUCAACAGUACAAACAUACAUCACAAUCCCACCAACAGUACAAACAUACCACAUUCCAACCAAUAGUAUAAACACAUAAGAAUUCAACCAACAGUACAAACAUACAUCACAAUCCCACCAAUCUCACCAAUCUCACUAAACAGUCGUACAGAUGCUAUGUUCCCAUCUAGUACAAACACACAUCACAAUCCCACCAAUCUCACCAAUCUCACUAAACAGUCGUACAGAUGCUAUGGUUCCCAUCUAGUACAAACAUACAUCACAAUCCCACCAAUCUCACCAAUCUCACUAAACAGUCGUACAGAUGCUAUGGUUCCCAUCUAGUGCAAACAUACAUCACAAUCCCACCAAUCUCACCAAUCUCACUAAACAGUCGUACAGAUGCUAUGGUUCCCAUCUAGUGCAAACAUACAUCACAAUCCCACCAAUCUCACCAAUCCCACCAAUCUCACUAAACAGUCGUACAGAUGCUAUGGUUCCCAUCUAGUGCAAACAUACAUCACAAUCUCACCAAUCUCACCAAUCUCACUAAACAGUCGUACAGAUGCUAUGGUUCCCAUCUAGUGCAAACAUACAUCACAAUCUCACCAAUCUCACCAAUCUCACUAAACAGUCGUACAGAUGCUAUGGUUCCCAUCUAGUACAAACAUACAUCACAAUCCCACCAAUCUCACCAAUCCCACCAAUCUCACCAAUCUCACUAAACAGUCGUACAGAUGCUAUGGUUCCCAUCUAGUACAAACAUACAUCACAAUCCCACCAAUCUCACCAAUCUCACUAAACAGUCGUACAGAUGCUAUGGUUCCCAUCUAGUGCAAACAUACAUCACAAUCCCACCAAUCUCACCAAUCUCACUAAACAGUCGUACAGAUGCAUCACAAUCCCACCAAUCUCACCAAUCUCACUAAACAGUCGUACAGAUGCUAUGGUUCCCAUCUAGUGCAAACAUACAUCACAAUCCCACCAAUCUCACCAAUCUCACUAAACAGUCGUACAGAUGUUAUGGUUCCCAUCUAGUGCAAACAUACAUCACAAUCCCACCAAUCUCACCAAUCUCCCUAAACAGUCGUACAGAUGCUAUGGUUCCCAUCUAGUGCAAACAUACAUCACAAUCCCACCAAUCUCACCAAUCUCACUAAACAGUCGUACAGAUGCUAUGGUUCCCAUCUAGUACAAACAUACCACAAUCCCACCAAUCUCACCAAUCUCACUAAACAGUCGUACAGAUGCUAUGGUUCCCAUCUAGUGCAAACAUACAUCACAAUCCCACCAAUCUCACCAAUCUCACUAAACAGUCGUACAGAUGCUAUGUUCCCAUCUAGUACAAACAUACAUCACAAUCCCACCAAUCUCACCAAUCUCACCAAUCUCACUAAACAGUCGUACAGAUGCUAUGGUUCCCAUCUAGUGCAAACAUAUCUGCCAGCAACCUUUUUUUUAUGACCUCGAUAUUUUCAAACAAUAAUUUGAAUUGCCGUAGCAUAAAAGAAUAAGUAAUCGUGGCCCCUUGCUACACGUAUUUAAUUGAUUGGUGGAAGCUAGAUCACGUGACCAAUGCAAUAAAUAAACAAAUAAGUCCACAUAAACCUAGAUACCCGAAUUUAGAUAUUACGACAAAGAAUCAUUCAAUAUUUCCGAUAACAAUAUGACACUCAAUGGUUCCAUGUUUGACGUCAUCUCUCUCUCUUAACAGAAUCAAUCACGUGCUUAAAAACUCAGUGUUCUGUGAACAUUUUUCUUUCACCCACACCAAAUACAUCGAACACCAACGACUACUCCACAGUGUUCACAGUUCAAGUUAUCUAAAAUGACCUGCCCCCCGUAAUAAGAACCCCAUGCCUCCCCCAACAAAACAAGAGUGCAUGCGACUAUGUAUAUCAGAUCGAGGCUCAAAAACCUCUCCUUGGUCAGUUGUCCUUGCGACGUCUCCAUUGUGUGUGUGUGUGUGUGGUUAUUCCCGUGUGUACGGGGAAUGUGCGGGGCGUAGAUACGGUGUCAACGAUUUACGUUCUAUUCAAACAAAGGGUCAGAAUUGUGAAGUUCGAGGGUGCGUGAAUGUCAAUGUAUCUAUGUCCUUUGGGCAUUCCCAGUCUAGCACUUACACGUCUAGAAUAGCUUACCCAUUUGUUGCCUUGCUUGACUUGUCCCACCCUUCAAAACUCUUGUACAUAUAUGUAAGUAAAAAAAAAAAAAGAAAAAGAGAAAGCCUUAUAUAGGUAUAAAUUGAAAAGGGGCGGGUGGGCCUGGAAGGGGCGGAGGUCAUCUGUAACCUCUGGUAGAUGACAAACUAUUUAGCUGCCAGAACCGAUACAGUUCUUGCUUGACUUGUCCCACCCUUCAAAACUCUUGUACAUAUAUGUAAGUAAAAAAAAAAAAAGAAAAGGAGAAAGCCUUAUAUAGGUAUAAAUUGAAAAGGGGCGGGUGGGCCUGGAAGGGGCGGAGGUCAUCUGUAACCUCUGGUAGAUGACAAACUAUUUAGCUGCCAGAACCGAUACAGUUCAGCAAGAGGGAACACCGGCCGCUUCCUCAUUUUGGGAUAUUCGCAAGAGAGUUUUGACGCCGAGAUCUGCCGUUAAGAAUUGUUUGGUGGGAGCCGGCCAGGAGAGAUCAGAGAAUUUGAGCAUGUCUUUGGAGGACCAGAUUUGAAGAAAAGAAAAAAAGAAGAUAAACUGCUAUGGUAAAUUAUUUUAGUUCAAUGUCCAAAUGUGAUCAUUACAAUUUCGAUUUCAGCUCGAUAUGCCAUUAAUGAUUGGUGUUUUGAAAAAGGGGGGGGGGGACAUUGCGUUCACUUAUCUUUAAACACGCUACUGUCAAAGUACUUUUACUGUAUUAUAAAAGUUCCGUUAGAUUUUUUGCAACAACAGAUGCAAUGAUAAAACUGCGUGUUUUUUCCUUUGCUGUUUUGCUUGUUUGUUUGUUUGGGUUGUGUGUGUUGUGUUCUUUGUUUGUUUUGGUUUUGUGUGUUGUGUUUUUUGUUUGUUUUGGUUGUGUGUGUUGUUUUUGUAAUUCUUUCAUCGUAACUCCGCUUUUAUUUUAGUUUAAAUGACCGUAUAUUUGUUAAUAGUUUUGUAACGAUAUUAUAAUACGAAAAAUAUUAUAGUGUAAUCCUAAUACAGUGAUAUUUUUAAUCUUUUUUUAAAAUUUGAUUAAAUGGCUGAAGUUGUGUUGAAGUAGCCUGAUUAAAGUAGCCUGAUUGAAGAAGCCCGAUUGAAGUAGCCUGAUUGAAAUAGCCCGAUGCUGACACAACUAGCCGAACGUUAAAAAGUCAAAGAAUGUCUAUCAACCGGACGUAUCCAUUUACCUCAAGACCAAAAGAAUCGAUCUGAUCAAACUAAUCUCAUCAUUUUCGUUGCGUGUUUAGGUCAAUACCAUUGAUUCAUCGCUAUUUAGUUCAAUAUAAAAUGUUCAAGUCAUUCAAAACUGAACUUUCCGCCAUUUUCCGCUACCCAACUUUGACGAUAUAAAUGAUGGUUAGAUCACUUUCUAAAUCCGAUUAUUAUUGAUAUUUUUGUGUUCUUUUUACUCACUUUAAAUAUAAUGUUGAUUUUUGUUUACAAUACACAAUUGGUGACAUUCUCUGUUGUGGAUAGUUCGGCUCUCUGAUUUCCUAAUGAGUGGACAACAGUUCGCUUAGUGGCGCAGGUAGGACAUGCUAUGUGUGUAAAUCCCUCAAGUGAAUUGUGUUUUAGAGACGGUUUCAGUUUAGGAAUAUCGCCUAAUUACAAAUUGACCUUUUAACAUAAUUAUAAGAUCAUAUUACUAAAUAAAUUAUAUACAUUCAACAAGAGGGGAGCCCUUGUAAUUUUAUGAAAUGAUGUGAACUAUUAGCUGAUGUAAACAAAAACAAAAAAAUGGAUUUGUAGGUCAUUCCAAAAUGUAUCUGCCGAAUUAGAAAGGCUUUGGUAUAAGAAAAUGUUCAGGUGAAGCACAGGUGUUGUAGGCAUGGCGCGCAAAUGCUAUUGUCUUGAAAGUUGUUGAACACGAAAAAUGGAGUUUUGAAAAAUAAGCAUUUUUAAAAAGAAACGUGAUUCUAUUUAAGUGUCAUUAUAACACAAUACAAACAUCCACAAUUUUAUUUACGUCUCUGCCAGUAACGCCUUUGAGCUGCGUCCGGUAGAGUUAGCACGCGCUGUCUGUUUACGUUUCAAUAACGUUGGGUUGAAAUGUCUCGCAACUAUUUUCAAACAUUACUUUAGGAACGUACCUGGCACUAAUAACGAGUUAACGUCAGUGAACGUAUCACUAAGUCUUAGUGUUGCUUGGUAAGUUAAACAUUACAACGCUUCCCUUGUUGUUCUUGUAACUGAGCUCAUUUUCUUCUUUUGAAAUUAGUGGGGGUUUUCCACCCACUCAGUACUCUGUUUCUCGCCAGUCAAUAAUUGGUUCCUAAGACAGUCUGAUAGGUUCCUAGCCAGUUCUUGAUAGGUUCUCUAUCAGUCAAUGAUAUGUUCCUCACUAGAAAAUGAUAGUUCCCCCACAAGUCAGUGGUUGGUUCCUUACUAAUUAACGAUAGUGCCCCAUGAGUCAACGAUAGACAGGUUCCCCCAUAGGUCAAUGAUUGGUUCCCCACCAGUCAGUGAUAGGUUCCUCACCAGUAAAUGUUAAGCUCCCCACAACAACGUUAGUUGCCACGUGAGUCAGUGGCAUCAGUAAACUAGGUUCCCUGCUAUUCCAUGGAGAGACUUGACAAGCCGUUGAAAUUCAUCAGUAAACUAGGUUCCCUGCUAUUCCAUGGAGAGACUUGACAAGCCGUUGAAAUUUAUCAGUAAACUAGGUUCCCUGCUAUUCCAUGGAGAGACUUGACAAGCCGUUGAAAUUUAUCAGUAAACUAGGUUCCCUGCUAUUCCAUGGAGAGACUUGACAAGCCGUUGAAAUUCAUCAGUAAACUAGGUUCCCUGCUACUCCAUGGAGAGUUUUGACAAGUCGAUGAAAUUCAUCAGUAAACUAGGUUCCCUGCUGUUCCAUGGAGAGAUUUGACAAGUCGAUGAAAUUCAACAGUAAACUAGGUUCCCUGCUAUUCCGUGGGGAGAUUUGACAAGUCGAUGAAAUUCAACAGUAAACUAGGUUCCCUGCUAUUCCAUGGAGAGACUUGACAAGUCGAUGAAAUUCAUUAGUAAACUAGGUUCCCCGCUGUUCCAUGGAGAGAUUUGACAAGUCGAUGAAAUUCAUCAGUAAACUAGGUUCCCUAUAACUAUUCCAUGGAGAGAUUUGACAAGUCGAUGAAAUUCCACUGUAAAAACCACGCUUUGCAACCGUCCACAUAUGUCAACUAAUUUUGUUCUCUGUUUCUCCAACAGGGCCCGAUACCUCCUUCAAUAUUUUUCCCCGUUUCGAAGAAAGAUGAUGACGUCACCGAGCCGGUCAAAGUGAAAAGAAAAUGCGGUCGACCGAGAAACCCCAUCCCACGUCACAAGAGGGAGUCUCACAUCAACGCUGAGCACAGGCGCCGGGGCAAGAUUCAGGUACAAACAGCACCAAACAAAGCACUGGCAGCUCUACCAAACACAAACGUCUCUAAAAAAAACCACACACACACGCGGUACUUACAAAACGCCAACAGUGCUUACAAAACACAAAAAGUACUUACAAAACACAAACAGCCCUAACAAAGCACACACGGUACUUACAAAACUAAAUCUAUGUUCUGUCAAUAUUUCACAGGAGAUGUUUAAGUCAGGGCCGCCAGCGGGAACUUUUGGGGGGGGGGGGGCAGCGGGAACAGUUCGGGGGUAGAAGGAGCAAAGAUCAAUAAAAGAUCGUUCUGAAUUGUUUAAUUCCAUACAAUUUGGCCAUAUUUAAAAACGGUGCUUUCGGUGGGGCGAUACCCAGUAAAAGAACAUUGUUAGGAGUCACGUGAAACAUGGGGGCUGUUCCCGCCCGCUGAAACAUUUCGGUUUAUGCGAUGAUACGUCUUAACGUGACUUUCACGUGACAGUAAUGUGACAUUAACGUGGCAUUACCGUGACAAAAGGGUCCAAGGCAACCGCACUCGGUGAGAGCGAUUGGUUUUAAUUAACCCGUUCAUUCAUCUGAGUGAGUUUGUGUCCAGUAUUUUAUGGGAAAGGGUUCGAACCCUUCUAACUACCGGCUUUCGCUUGUAGCGCCUAAUCCGAUACAGGCUUAAUCCACUUUGAAAUGGCACUGUUUCUCGGCCUUUGUUGGGAGUUAAAUCUACCCCCAUGGGCUGAUUGUGUCAAGCGCUCUACACGAUGUGUUACCAACCUUUCGCUGAUCUGCCAGUUUUGACGUCUUAAUCUCUUAUAAUCCAUGACCUUGAACCUGUAAUCAGGUAGUUUUGUAUACGUUUAAAAAUAUUAUUAUAAAUAUAUAUAUUUCAAUUUUUUUAAAGAAAUCUUUUUUAGUUCCUUAAUACUUAAUAAGCAUUCCAAAUAUUUAAGAAAAAAACUUUGACGUUGAAAACCCAGCCAGGAACAAAUCAAAUAUUUAAAGACUAAUUUUGUUGGGCUAGCUGUUAGGUUUUUUGGAUGGUGUAUUUGUGCAUGUUGUAUUCCAAACAACGGAGAAGCCAAAUAGUAGACAUGCCCAUGAGUCCGACAAGCAAACAGAAGCGGGAAGUCGGUCAAAAAGUCUUUUAUGUGGCUCCAGAGAUUAGAAAUUGCAUGUUUGCUGGUUGACAAGAUGGCGGUGUUGACUUUUGAUAACGGGGUGGAGGUUUUCUUUUCUUCUCAACAUGGAAUCAAAGUCAACCAAAAAGAAGGCGUUGAGCUUGUAGCGGUUACUGGCGGUAAUCGUGUCGCGGUUACUUUAAUCGUGUUGUGGUUACUGCAUUAUUUUGUUAUACUAAAUAUAUUGUAAAGUGCGUUCAAAAAGAAAUUUGACGCAAAAUUUUAACGUGUGAACUGAAAAAAAGAUUCAGCCCAAUUUCCGUUCGAUCAUAUUUCCGUCGAUCAAUUUUCCGUCGACGAAAUGUCUUUCAAACAAAUUUUCGGUAAUCACUUAACAUAAAAAAACGUAUAGAGAUGUGAUGACGCCUUAGUUACGUCAUGACCAGACCUGAAACUGUCAGAGAUAACAUGCCAGUGUAGAAAAUAGAGGGGUCGUCAAUAGCGCGCUUAAAAGAGCUGGUUAAGGCGUUAAAAGAGCUGGUUAAGGCGUUAAAAGAGCUGGUUAAGGCGUUAAAAGAGCUGAUUAAGGCGUUAAAAGAGCUGGUUAAGGCGUUAAAAGAGCUGGUUAAGGCGUUAAAAGAGCUGGUUAAGGCGUUAAAAGAGCUGGUUAAGGCGUUAAAAGAGCUGGUUAAGGCUUUAAAUGAGCUGAUUAAGGCGUUAAAAUAGCUGGUUAAGGCGUUUAAAAUAAAAGAGGUGGUUGGGGGCGCAGUGAAGACCCGGGAUAUCUUUAAAAAAUAAUUUAGAUUUUGAGAGGAUCCCUCAAGUCGAGCACAGGCAUAAUAUAUAAAAAACACAAUGUCUUGGAAUUAUGCCUAAAGAAUUGAGGAAACACCUCUUCCUUUCAAGUUUACGUUAGCCACUCUUCUGAACAAGCGUUAUAAAGAGCCCCUCCCUCAUUUCAUUGCUUUGUGUAAGAGUCCAAACUAUUUUAAGUACUGCAAUGUCAAACAUUACAAUGUGCCGCGUUGCGUGACCUUGAUUGCCUCAUCCAGAGCUGAUAUGUGACAGUUUUAUAGCGGUAAACACUCUUUUUUUUCUUUGCAGAACGGUUUUCGAACUCUGAAAUGUUUAGUGCCCAAGUAUGAUCAAAGUUCAGGCAGAGACAGCAAGGCCGACAUUCUAUUUAAAGGUAGGUCGCUCUUCAUGAAAGUGCGCUGCUACACAGUCCACCGUUAUGUGAGGUUUGUGAACUUGAUCUGUUUAAAGAUUUGGCUCGUUUUUUGUACAAUGCAUAACGGGGGACUGAAAACUAGUUUACAAAGAAAAACGAUACCAGCGCUAUUGAUAUUAACACUAUUCAGAUAAAUUAAACUAUUAAAUUUAUAUAGAAUACAAAAUGAAGUUGACAGAAAUAACUUACAGCGUACCAAGUGGAAAAAGUACAAUCCUCCAAAGAUACAAAUAUUCAUUUAGACACCACAUACACACAUAAAGAGUACAAUCUUGGAAGUAUAUUACCGCCCGUAAAUGUCUGGCGGAAAAAAAAAGGAAAAAAUCUCUCUCAGGGUGGGAAAUCUGCCGGCUUAUUUAUAGAGAUUGAGUUAGAACCCUCCGAUAACAAUUUUUUUUUUUUAAAAUUGCACCACCUGAUAGCAUUCUUUAGAACAAAUUGGAACGUAAACAACCUUUUCCCAACUAAGGGAGGGAUGGAUAAAAAGGAUAGACGCAACACAUUUAAUCAGUGACGUCAAUAUCAAAAUAUAUUAAUAAAAACUAGGGCAACUUACAGACUAUAACAUGUAUACAAAGAUCGCAUGAAUGUAAGAUUAUUUUGAUGAAAUUUUGUCUUUAACUAGUCAUAUAUUUUUACUUUUAACUUUGUUUAUAUUUAACCAAAUUUUGUCUUUAACUAGUCAUAUAUUUUUACUUUUAACUUUGUUUAUAUUUAACCAAAUUUUGUCUUUAACUAGUCAUAUAUUUUUACUUUUAACUUUGUUUAUAUUUAACCAAAUGUUUUUGACAAAUAUUUCGGGGGAUGAAGUAGUAUUUUCGGAAGAUGUAAACAAGGUUUAACCAGAUAUGUGAACAUACAGCAGUUAUGUAUGAAAAACAUGGAAGUAAUUGAUUAAAAAUAUGGUAGUAAUGGAUGCCAAACGAAAAAAAAAACCCAACUUAUUCCAGGUUUUAGGAAUAAUUGGGUUAGGGAUUUUAAAACUGAAAUAAAGCAAGAUGACCAUUGUCUCACUGCCUGUCCUGUCCUCAGCUGUUGACCACUGCAAACUGUUGCAACAUGACAUUAACGAAUUGUCCCUUUCAAUGGAUGCAGUCAGGGCAGAAAAGGAAACCUUAGGCGACGACAUCAAGUAAGUUUGUGUGGUAACUACAUGACGUUGUAACCACAUGACGUUGUAACCACAUGACGUUGUAACUACACGACAUGGUCAUUACAUGACGCGGUAACUACAUGACGCGGUAACUACAUGACAUGGUCACUACAUGACGUUGUAACUACAUGACGUUGUAACUACAUGACGUUAUAACCACAUGACAUGGUAUCUACAUCACAUUAUAACCCAGAUGAUUCUUAACUUCAUUUUCAAUAAGUCUUGAGAUUACAUUAAUACUUUCAGGGUUUAAGAGUACAAUAAUACUUAAAGGGUUUGAGAGUACAUUAAUACUAAAGGGUUUGAGAGUACAUUAAUACUUAAAGGGUUUGAGAGUACAUUGAUACUUAUAUAGGGUUUGAAAGUACAUUAAUAUAUAGGGUUUGAGAGUAUAUUAAUACUUAUAGGGUUCCAGUAAAUAUCUGUGAAAAUUUAUAUUACUUUAAAUAUUUUAUUUAUUUAUUUUUAAUAUGGAGUCCAUGACUUUCACCAGGCAACACCAUUUUUUUUUCUUUUCUCAGAAAUUACCAGAAGUUGGUUCCAGACCCGAAUGUGUACGACCAGUUGGCUUCAAACAUCAAUGAUCGCUUCGAGGAUUACGUCCAUCAGAGAAGCAACGAAUAUAGGACAUUUUGGGCUGUAUCCUUUCAGUUGAGACUGAGAAUGUGUUGUGUUCAAAUGAAUUAGUUGACACUUGAACUUUCAUUUGAGACUGAAAAUGCGUUGUGUUCAAAUGAAUUAGUUGACACUUGAACUUUCAUUUGAGACUGAGAAUGCGUUGUGUUCAAAUGAAUUAGUUGACACUUGAACUUUCAUUUGAGACUGAGAAUGAGUUGUGUUCAAAUGAAUUAGUUGACACUUGAACUUUCAUUUGAGACUGAGAAUGCGUUGUGUUCAAAUGAAUUAGUUGACACUUGAACUUUCAUUUGAGACUGAGAAUGCGUUGUGUUCAAAUGAAGUAGCUGAGAGACUUUCAUUUGAGACUUUGAGAUUGAGUUGUGUUCAAAUGAAUUAGUUGACAGACUUUUAUUUGAGACUGAGAAUUUGUUCUGUUCAAAUGAAUUACUGGACAUUAAGAGCUGAAAUUGUCUAGGCUAUGCGAUAGUCUGCGUACCCAUCUCAUUUGUAUAUUCUUAUAAGUUCAUUCCUUAAGUCAGUUCAAGUUUACAUUCAUCUUGCGUCCCUUGUUUGAGAGCUAUAAGACCAGAGUUUCUGGGACUUCCAUUGACGACUUACUGAGAUCUGUGUCUGAAUGGACGGAGAAUACCCUGACUGUGGCCAAUCUUGGGGAUGGUACGUACAAUAGAUACACAUUAAAAAAAACUUUCACAUACAGAAGUGAUUACAGUUAAAAGACAGACACGUAUACAUACAUAAACACAACUACGUAUACUACGAAACACACGCUAUUUGCUGAUAGUAUGCGCACAUUUACUUACAUGUUUUGUGUGUACAAGAUACAAAGAUUAUUUUAUUUGUUUAAACAUGGUGCUGUUUAUCUCUAUCAAGCUCUACACUUUAUACCAUAUUUAUUUCACCAUAAGACAUAAUUUUAAUGAUACUUAUCCCUCUUCUCACAGCCUGUAUGACACUGCUCCGAGAGGUUGGGUCGGACGCGGCUGUGAGUCGGGACCAAGGCUCGUCUGUAGAUGCUCAGGUCGAUAGUCGCGGGGCAUCAGAAGACCUCCCGUCAAAGUCAGUCAUGCACCGUGCCGAAACUGAUGCUCAGAUCUGCAGUUCUAAAAACGCCGACCCCCUGGCCUACAACAGCCCAGUGAUGAUGACGCCUCAUGUUUACAGCCCAACCGUGGCGAGCACCUGCAGCCCGCCCGUGGGAGGGAUUCACACCUAUGGUACACACGCCACCGCGCACUACAGUCCAAGCUCUGUGCCGUUCAGCCCUGACCACCAUUCCAUCAAUGCCGGGGACGCGCUGGCGAUGAACCCCGGGAUGUCCAGUGGAGCGAGCGACAGCGUCUGUAGCAGUUUGGCUGACGACAGCCGAAUAUUGUCCAACCCUAGCCCCCAUCUAGCCAUCCAGCACUCAGAGGUUCUCCCGUUUAACAGCCCGUACACAGAAGUGCAGUACAGCCACGAGCACGAUCAGCCCCUCCAGCAGCAAGGCGACUAUCACGGAUCGAAUCCCGGUGGUUUAGAUUUCUGGCAGUCACCCCAAUCUCACUACACCGGCUACACCAACCAGCCCCAGCCAAGCCACUAUCACACUGACCACAUUGUGCCAACGACGGGUAACUUCUUGGGCGUCGGGAAAGGCCACUGGUCAGCACAGUCGUACAUGGCGGAGGAGUUAGAUAACACGCCAUCAAUGUAUUACGCCAAUCUGAAUGGUGUUUCCGACAGAGACACCAAGCAUGACUCCUACAGUUCUCACAACGCAGCACCGCCGUCUCCAUUGGGUUCAUCCCCUGAACAGGAGCACAGAUCCCACUUGACUUAUCAGUAUCACCGACAAAAAAGCUAUUCGUUGUCCUCCACUGAGAGCGACGGCUCUCUUCUCAGCAUAGGUUCCUACUCCAGGCCAGCGGCUGAACUAUUUAAAGACCAGGAGAAAUACUGCCAGCUGUCACCCUCGACCGACGGCUGCCUCUCUCCAGGCUCGAACGGUCAACUCGACAGCCCGUGUGCCGGCAUAGAGAGAGCUGCGCAAGAGUUGUCCUUUCACGAUGCCCCCAUUGGCUUAGACCAUUACAACAAGAUCCAAUCUAAUGAGAACAACUACUACACUGUGUGUGUGAACAGCGGUCAGUUAGCGCCAUCACUCCCCAGUUACAGAGACACAUUCGGGUCACGAGACCUUCAGAAAAAUAAACAAUCUCUACCAAAUCUUGACGCGGAAGUCCCCCUGAUAGCCAGUGGGACCAAGCGUCUCAAAGAAGGAGCGGGGGUUACCCUAGCAACCAAUGGGACCAAGCGUAUCAAAGAAGGAAGUAUUUGGCAAAAAAUUCGGAAGAUGGGAUCGUCAUCCCUACUAGCUGAGCUUCUAGCACCAACAAAGAAGUUUGGGUUAUCCCUGGCCUCCUCCAGGCCAGGAGACAACUUGACAUAUUCUAAAGAAUACCCUGUCUCGGAAUGCAGCACCACUAGCCUUUCAUCCAGCUCACAUCAGACAUUCUCGGACAACAGGCCACAGACGCCACAAUCCAUCCAUCAGUUUUGGGAUAACCCCUCUGAUGGGAGCUUCCUGCCAUUCCCAGCCCAGUCAUCAAAAAGCACAAAUUCAAAGCACACAAAACCUGCCAUGACCUCUUUCGAUAUCAAAAUGAAAGAACAAAUUAACGCAUUACCUCAGCUCGCAUCAGCUGGCCAUGCUUUAUCUGACAAGUAUUCAUACACACAAACUGAUCAUAAUGAUUACAGUAGGCUCGAAGCAAGGAUUCUUUUAGGGGAACCACCAUUUUCCGGUCUAAUAACAGAAAACCACAGACAAAGAAAAGACGAAAUGCUUCUUUACUCUCAAGAAAGCAUGGCUUCAUCUCAUCAUAUUUUGCAGAACUGUUCUUUUUCACGUGAUCCAAGCUUUGAUGACUCUAACUCUAAACCAAACCGUGGAUUCCCCGGUUAUGAUACGACCUCUUCCAUAAUGCGAUCAGCAAUCUUUGGCGCGCCUGAUGGCAUUCCUAUCAUGUCUGGUGAUACCAAAGAUGGCACAGCUCCUCUUGCUUCAUCCGAAAGUUCUGGGGCGACCACCUUAAACAGAAAAAUCUCGUUUGAAGACAGCUUUCCCGAUCAGCGUGCCCAGAGUAGGGUAGGUGCCUUUAAGAGGGUCUGCUACUGGACAGAGGACCUCCACGGCGGUAAUGGAAUCCAUCUAGGUUCCCCCAAUUGUGGGAUAGAGACCAGUCUACCCAGGAGUGAUAACCCUGACAGAAAACCAGUCGAAAGUCAAGGGUGAUUGAUUCCCUUGGAAAUGGGACUCCUUGUACAUAUUGUAUGAUUUCUUCAUUAAGUGUAUUAUCCUUUUAAACUGUUACAUGUGACCAGCUUGUUUUAUAUAUUGAAAUAAAAAUGUUAACGUGUUCAGCCAUUUAAUUAAACAUUUAUGUACAAUUAUAGUUUCUGUCUCACUGAAGAUUGUAUGUAAUUCCAUAGUAUUUCAUCAAGUUCUAGUAAUGUAAUGUUCCUUGGCUUUAGAGAGAUGUUUAAGAUUAUGCUGAUGUUAAAUAUGUUAUACAGCAUUGUUACAUGCUACAGCAGUGUGAUGAUUAAUGUUGGGGCAUGCCAUACCACACAUUUAGUUCAUAUUAAUGUAUAAACGGGAAUGUAUAUGCAACCUUUAUGCGCAUAUGUCUUGCUGGGUACACAAAUAAUAAACUUUAUUUAAAAAAAUUUAAUUUAAAAAAAAAACAUACAAAAAGCAUUGCCAGCCUGUUUUGGGUGACUGCUUUGAGCCCACAAUAGAAAAACUAGCAAAUUGUAUGAUUUUUACGGUGUAGUAUUUAAAAAAAUAAGUCAAAGCUGUGAAGACAAAAAGCCCCAAAAUAUUACACCAGUGGGGCUUUCUGAAUGUAUUAGGAAGUAAAAGUUUCUCUGGAUUGAACUCAUUGUAUCAAGUCUGAUCAAGACAGAAAAAAAAAAAAUUCCAAGAACAUUAUGUUUAGCAGCCAAAUGGGCAAGCUCAUCAUGGGCAGCCAUUGAAAGCAGACAUAAGCUGUGUCCCAGGGAAUGAGGCACACAAUUAGUUUCUGUCAGGGCACCAUAAAGAACAGGACACCCACUGGAAAGAUUUGUCAAACCACCUGUACAGACAUGAGGACACUAUUAUUUGACAUCAUAUACAUUAUCAUUCUCUGUUCAUUCAUAUUGAUCAAGUUCUGUGAUUGCUGUUCAUUAUAAAUGAAAUCAUUUGGCCUGCCAACAUUUUGACUCCUGCAAAUAGCAUCUCACAAUAUUUAAUUCUUAUUAAUGUGCAAUGUACAACUCUUGUGUGAAUAUUUGUUAUUUGAAGAAAAACUCCAUUUUGAGGAAAUAAUAAAUGGAAAAUUUUCUAUUGUU
Molecule: messenger RNA, 18707 nt
Organism: Lymnaea stagnalis (great pond snail)
Lineage: Eukaryota; Metazoa; Mollusca; Gastropoda; Lymnaeidae
Source: the annotation of a GenBank genome assembly